AUGAAUAGCAGUCGCAUCUGUGUUGCCGUACGAAAGCGUCCCAUCGCUGAUGCUGACAAAGACAUUGUGGUGGCACAAUCCCCACACUUGGUGGUGAAUGAACCAAAGGUAAAGUAUGAUUUAACACCAUACACGGAACGGCAUCAAUUUACGUAUGAUCAUGUCCUGGAUGAGAAUUCUAACAAUGCUUUAGUGUAUCAGCGUUGUUGUUCAAUGCUUAUUGACACACUUUUUAACCAUGGUAAUGCCACCUGCUUUGCAUACGGUCAGACAGGUAGUGGAAAAACACACACAAUGCUUGGUAAUGAUCACGAAGCCGGUCUUUACGCUAUUGCAGCAAAAGAUAUUUUCUCACGUGCUGCAUCUCUUAAUGCUGAAGUGUACAUUGCAUUUUAUGAAAUCUACGGCCGAAAAAUUUUUGAUUUACUAAACAACAAAGAACGACUAGUGGCACGUGAAGAUGGUGAUAAGGUGAUAAAUAUCUGUGGAUUAAGUGAACAUAAAGUCACAGAUAUUCAAGGCCUUUUCGAUAUUAUUUCCCGCGGUAGUGCCUAUCGUGCUGCAGGACAAACAAGUGCAAACAGUGAAAGUAGUCGUUCCCAUGCGGUUUUACAAAUGGAAGUGCGAGAAUCAGGAAAUCGACGUGCUCGAACGAUUGGUCGGAUUUCAUUCAUUGACUUAGCUGGUAAUGAACGUGGUGCAGAUACCUUUGACUGUGAUCGCAAAACACGCAUGGAAGGAGCGGAGAUUAAUAAAUCUCUCCUCGCAUUAAAGGAGUGUAUUCGUGCACUUGGAAUGGGCAAAUCGCAUGUCCCCUUCCGCGGUUCCAUUCUCACCGAAGUGCUGCGUGACUCCUUCGUGGGCAACAGUCGCACAACGAUGAUUGCGACUAUUUCCCCCGCCUCUGCGCACUGCGUGAAUACACUCAACACCCUGCGGUACACCCAACGUGUGAAGGACCUCGGCGGGGAGUCAAAGGCGGUGGCCGUCGAGAAGGUGGAGCGGCGACCGGUGAAGAAAGUCAAGCCGUUCGAGGCCCCGCCGCCCAUUAAGGCCCGGCCGGAGUGGGUCGAUAGCUUCGCCGUGCCCGAUGGCGAGCGGGCCGCAGGCGCAGAAGACGAAGGCGGAAACAGCAACAGCAACAGUCAUAACAACAACAGCAACAAUACUAACAACAACAAUAAUAAUAAUAUUAAUAACAACAACAAUGAAGUUGUGCGGGCACCGCCGCGGUCGCGCGCAGGUAAAAUGGCGGCCGGUGGUGCACCAGCGGGGAAUGCGCAAGGAGGUGCAAAGGGCCGCCGUGCACGGCGUGAGGUGUUGGUGCGGGAUCCAAAGAUCGCCACCAUCGUGCAGAACCACAUCGCCGCGCUUGAAGACGACAGCGAUGAGGAAGAAGAGGAGGAGGAGGGCGCGGGCUCUACUCCCCUCGGGGCCCUCGCCAAAAGUGAGGAGAAACAAGUACGAAAAGUACACGCCCAUGUCGUGGAGGAAAUUGCAAAGGCAGAGGAAAAACUUGUGGCAUUUCAUCGACGACAUAUUGAUACUAAAAUGACUGGAAUUAAGGAAGAGAUACGCGCCAUUCAAGCCUUUGAAGACUCAGACUCCGUAGAUGAGUAUGUGGGUCGCGUACGUGCACUUCUGGUGCGCCAGAAACAAGAUGUGGAGACACUCCUCGGGCUUCUUAACGGUAUUACUGGUAUGUUGCGUGAGGAGGAGGAACUUUCCAGUACAUUAAACUCUUCUUUAAAGGUACGCAAAUAA
This is a messenger RNA of Trypanosoma theileri, 1764 nucleotides long. RefSeq names its product putative MCAK-like kinesin. The record is from RefSeq and is a predicted model, not a curated record. Lineage: Eukaryota; Euglenozoa; Kinetoplastea; Trypanosomatida; Trypanosomatidae. The transcript has a single exon. Gene Ontology annotation, biological process: microtubule-based movement. Gene Ontology annotation, molecular function: microtubule motor activity; ATP binding; microtubule binding. Bases 1 to 1764 code for a protein of 587 amino acids.